Molecule: messenger RNA, 1800 nt
Organism: Trypanosoma theileri
Lineage: Eukaryota; Euglenozoa; Kinetoplastea; Trypanosomatida; Trypanosomatidae
Product: PIH1 domain-containing protein 1
Exons: 1
Coding region: 1-1800 (599 amino acids)
Cellular component (GO): cytoplasm
Source: RefSeq, a predicted model, not a curated record
AUGGUAGACGUGAAGAGUGCGGGGGCGGCACUGCUCCAAAACCCACAAUUCAUGGAACUCUUCCAACGUGCCUUGGGAGGUGAAGAUAAACUGAAGGACAUUCCACCGGAAGGAGACCCAGGGCGUGAAAAGUGGCUUCGCGAUCUUCAAAAGAAGCUUCAGGAAGAGAAUAUGAAUUCUAUGAAGGCUAAAUUGGAGGAGGUACAUAGUGAUGAAAAUGGUCAGUGGAUGUAUAUACUCCCAGAGCCUGGGUUUUGUGUUAAGUGUACAACUGCAGGUGGUGGUAAAGUAUUUUUAAAUGUUUGUCAACAUGAACGUAUUGCCGAACCUAUUCCUAUGGAAGAUGGUGAUGAUAGUAGUGAUGAAGUAAAAUUUAAAAUUCCACUUAGUUGUGGACAGGCAAGACCUGAUGUAGACAAGAGUGGAAAACCGUGCAAAGUAUAUGAUGUUAUUGUGAAUCCUUCAACUAUUUUACGAUGCUCAAAAGAUCAUGACUUUCGAUGCUUUGUAGUAUCACUUUGUAUUCAUUGGAUUAAACAAAAGUGUGAACCUACUCUUAACACGGAAGAAUACCGAAAUAUGAAUUUUAGAGUAAAAGGAACAUUAGAACCGCAACGUAUUCGUCUCUCAAAUUUACCUAAAUCAACAAAUGCUAUGGGUGAUGAGAUUCGUCUCCCUCAUAAUAAUAAUGCAGCCUCACCUUUAAAUACUGUAGGGGGACGCAGUGGAACAGGAAAACUUGUUGAAGAGAUAACGACACCUUCACAAGAUUCAAAAACAAAAACGACAACAGGAACAGAAGCAGCAACAGCUACUACUACUACUACUACUAGUGGUAAUAAUACUGUUCCUAUUCAGAAUGAUGCAGUUAAGCCUCAUCUUGUAAAGCUUCAAGGUGAUGGUUUUUACGACUGGUCAAAGCACGCCAAACCAAUGCUUAACCCAUAUUUUAGAGAGAGUGUUCCUGCCUUUUACCUUGUAGAGGUCUGUAUUCCCACAGUGACAACGAUUGCAGAAGUAGAAGUUCGCUUAACACCCAAAUUAGUGGAAUUGUUGUAUGUUGAUGCAGAAGAUGGGGUUCCUUUUCUAACAGUUCCAUUAGACUAUCCCAUAGAUGAUGACGCACCAAACGCUAAAUUUAUCCGAAAGACAGGUAUGUUAAAGAUGAAACUAACAGUAAAAUUACCUGAUGAAACUUGUGAACCUGCCACAAAGCCAGAUCGUGAUGUGACAGAAAUUGAAGAGGAAGAGAAUCGUAUAGCUCGUGAAAAACGAGAAGAAGAAUUGCGUAAACAACAAGAACGUGUGGAACGGAUACGUAAAGAGGAAGAAAAUGUCAUGCAAGAGCGUCAAAGCUAUGUGAAGAAUUUAGCUGCUGUACAAGAAGGAGAAAUGCCUCCAAGUCUUAAGGAAGAGAUGGACAAACUUCCACCAGAACAGCUAAAGAUGAUGCUUCAUCGUUUAGAAUCAAAGAUUCGAAAGGGAGACUCUAUUGAUGACAUGCUAGAAAAGUUUCCAGAUAGCAUGAUAGGUGCUAUCUGUCGGUAUAUACGUGGGAAACUGGGUCUAGAGCAACGACCUGAAAAGGAAGAAGAAAGUGUAAAGAAACCUCAAGGUGAAACAAAAGUUUGUGAGAAUAAUAGUGCGAAAAAAGGAGAAAUUAAGGAAACUACUGUAGCAACAAACUCUGCAACUGAGACUACAGAGGAUGGUGAACGUCUUGAGUACAACUUUGCGAAAAAAUCAGAAAAGUUGUUCGGUGUGGCCUUUCACAAUCGCUACCUUUUUGCCCUUGAUUGA